Messenger RNA from Anopheles arabiensis, 4646 nucleotides. It is a transcript of the gene Snx1, whose product is annotated as sorting nexin-2. Bases 468 to 1820 code for a protein of 450 amino acids. Gene Ontology annotation, molecular function: phosphatidylinositol binding. Gene Ontology annotation, cellular component: endosome; endosome membrane. The transcript has 5 exons. Gene Ontology annotation, biological process: early endosome to Golgi transport. NCBI's taxonomy places the organism in Eukaryota, Metazoa, Arthropoda, Insecta, Diptera, Culicidae. The record is from RefSeq and is a predicted model, not a curated record.
GCAUGACGUUUCUUGUUUUUGCUGACGACAAGUGCAGUUUCAGAAAUUUCUUUACUCAUCUCGCCGAUUUUUCGCGUACCAAAGAUAAGUGCAAGUAACUUUCGCUUCCCUUUUUGCUCCCCCGUCCGGUGUUGCACAUUCCAUGCUGCACCGUAGUUCGGAUGUGCCGCACGGUAGCAUAACUGUCAGUGCAAAUUAAUCGGCCCCGAAAUCUGCCCGACCCUCCCAACGGGUACGCGUCCUUUGUUUUGUGGGGAGAAAAGCGCCGCUGCUGAUAGUCAAAAGACCCCCCAGAACGGUGACGAGCGAAAGCCAUUGUUGCUUGAGGUCUUAGUGAUAGUCGUGACGCGACCGCGGAUAAAGGAUAAAGAAAGUCUACGUCGUCUGGAAAGCGAUUGUGCCGCUAUACCGACCCGGGACCACUCCCGUUCAAAAGCAGCACCAGCAGCAGCAGCAGCAGCAGCAAAAUGGACACCAACGGUACCUUGGAGCAUGAUGGAGAGACGGAGCAAACGCAAAAACAACAGCCAGCCUUCGACAAUGUUGAUAUCACGUCGCCGGACGACGAAAACGAGAACGAUAUCUUCGAGUCGGCGAUACAGCAGGAACCACUAUCGCCCGUACUGGAGGACGUGCCGACGGACGAGGCGGGGGAUACGUUUAUCGAAAUAGUUGUUGCUGACCCGCAGAAAGUGGGCGACGGCAUGGGUUCAUAUUUGGCGUACAAGGUGUCCACAAAGACAAACAUUCUGAAGUUUAAAAAGCGACAGUUCUUCACGAUGCGCCGGUUCAGCGAUUUCCUCGGUCUGCACGAUCUGCUCGUAAGCAAGUACCUGCGCAUGGGGCGCAUCAUACCGCCCGCGCCGGAAAAGAACAUCAUCGGCACGACCAAGGUGCGGAUGGGCAGCCAGCCGCAGGCGGAAGCCGGCGCGGGCGUAAACCUGGAGUGGAUCGAGAAUCGGCGCGCCUCGCUCGAACGCUUCCUGAACCGGGUCGCCCAGCAUCCGGUCCUGUGCCAGGAUACGGACUUUGUCAACUUCCUCGAAAGCGACCAGGAGCUGCCGCGUGCCGUCAACACGGCCGCCCUGAGCGGUGCCGGCGUGAUGCGCCUGUUCAACAAGGUCGGCGAAACGGUAAACAAGAUCACGUACAAGAUGGAUGAAAACGAUCCGUGGUUUAACGACAAGAUCAGCGAGGUCGAAACGAUCGAUGCACACAUGCAGAAGCUGCACUCCGCCAUCAAGGCGCUGGUGUCGCAUCGCAAGGAGCUGGCCACGCUGACGGGCGGUGUAGCAAAGUCGGCCGCACUGUUGAGCACGUGCGAGGAGCAUACCGGACUGUCACAGGCACUGUCGCAGCUGGCGGACGUGGAGGAGAAGGUGGAACUGUUGCGCUCCGAGCAGGCCAACUCGGACCUGUACAUCCUGUCGGAGACGAUCAAGGAUUACAUUGGACUGUUCGGUGCUAUCAAGGACGUGUUUCACGAGCGGGUGAAAGUGUUCCAGAACUGGCAGCACGCCCAGAUGCAGCUGACCAAGAAGCGGGAAAACAAGGCGAAGCUCGAGCUGCAAGAUCGACGCGACAAGCUGGAGUUUGCGCAGAAGGAGGUGGAAGAGUGGGAGGGCAAGGUGCAGCGGUGUCAGAAGGAGUUUGACAAUAUUUCCAGUGAAAUCAAGAAGGAGAUGGAACGCUUCGAGCUGGCUCGUGCACGCGAUUUCAAGUCGACCAUCAUCAAAUAUCUGGAAGAUCAAAUGGCACACCAGCAGCAGCAAAUGCGAUACUGGGAAGCGAUCGUACCGGUUGCCCGUGACAUUGCAUGAGAGGAACCGAACGCGUUGAAUCCGCCCAUCCUGUACGACGACGACGACGAAGACCGUGUUCCGACGACUGACAAACUGCGCCUCUCGAUUAAUUUAGUCGACUCCAAUGCUAGGAUAUCGUAGGACGGCACACUGCCCGGGUGUGUGGUGUAGCAGCGGCCGAGGAGGAUGGCCAAUGAUUUGCGCACGGCUUCAUAAACACAACCCAGACAAAGACCUGCAGAUAGUUUGAUAGUGAUGCUGUGCUAGACGAUUGUUGUGUGGGUGAGAGUUGAUCUAAGAUUUCUUACGCCUCAUUUCACUGCUCUAUAUCCUGCCCUCCCUCUCUGCUCUCCCGCCUCAAGCCCUUUCGACUAGUAGGAAGGAAAGGGGAAAAGGGUUUCCUUAAGAUGCAAGCUACGCUCAUGUAUGCACUAAACAACGCGAGGAGUUGGGGGAAGAAGGGCAGGAGAAGAAAGGAUAAUAUCGAUCGACCAAAAGUGUGAUGUGUAUUUGUAAAUAAUGAUAGCGCGAAGCAAAGAAGUAAAACAAAGUAACGUGUAAUCCCAUGCAACACACCCAUUCAUACAAAAUCCCCGUUUAGAAGAAGUAGAAAUUCGCUUAGGAUGCUGAAAUGUUAGUAACAAACACACAUAGAGAGAGGCACACACACACAUACAGUCACCGCAAUGGCUGAUGGCCACUAGUUAAUUAGGCUUCACAGUGUUGCUUCUACUACCCGUUCUUACACAUAUCUUCCCCCCGUUACACAUAGUUAAACAUCCCGCGGCACCCGGAACACUCACGCAACCACCUUUGUUGCCUUUCUGUUUAGAUAUCGAUUUAGUGCAUUUGUUACACGUUUUCGUACGUAACACAGAAACAAACACACACACACAACUAUAUAUGUAAAUAUGUUUGUUUUGAAACAGUUGCGUAGUCACGUCACGUGUACUGCCUCCAAAGUGUCCAAGAGAACGUUUCAGCAACAACAAAAGGGAUACACAUGUGGGUACCAAAAUUCUCGAAUAAGCUAACAAUCGGGCACAGUGUGGCUCAGUAUGAACACCCAAACUUGGUUAAACCUUUAGAGAUUCCUCUUCUAAUAAUUGUUAGUAUAUGCUAAUUUCGUGAUGUAUGUUUCAAACAUGAUCGGUUUUUUUUUUUGCAAUUCCAGCCCAAUUGGAGGGCGGUGUGAGAUAUUGUUUUCGUUCCAAAAUUGUCUACACCUUCGUUAAGUUUUGUUUUUAUAUCAAUGCCCCUAUGCAUAGAUAGUAGCUUCUCGCUUAGAGCAAGGAAGUAUUACCGAAACGUACGGUACGGUCUCGUCUGUCGAAAGUGGCAUCAGUUCGCAAAUGUGCUGUGCGUAAGGAUUUGAAAUCAUGAUAGAAUAUUAAAAAAAAAACCAAUGUGUUUUUCCCCUUCCCUCUCUCUCUCCCUCUCUCUCUUUCUCUCUACUCUGUUGAUCGUGCUCAGAGCCGGCGCAAAGGAUAUUGUUACAUUUUUUUCAUAGGUUAGAACACGUGAACUCUAUUAGACUAUACAAAUAUGGUAUAUGCAUACAAAACUAAAAGUCUUAUAAUUUUUUUUUCCAUUUUGGAUCACUAGAGAGGAAGCGCGCCGUGUUGAAAAGGUGGAAAGGGGUGAACAAGAUAAUCAAAGGCGCAAGAGCGUGUGCCGCAAAACAAAACGGAUUUGAACGGAAAUCCGUGUGUGCAGGAGGAAGUAGAUGAAGUCGAUGUUUUGCAUUAGAUAGGAAGGAUCGAUGGAAAAAAGGAGACAAGUAUCAUAACAACCGUUUUAAGGUAAAUCAAUCGUAUGUUCCGUUAUUACGUUCAAUGCUGUGCUUAAAUCUUACUCCUAAAGAUGAAUAUUGCCGGGACAGUAAAUUUGUAAACACCUUUUGCGAUAAGACAACAAUUACAAUCCUACACUCCGUUCGGUAUCUCGAUCGCCAAAUUGAACAAGCUUGAAACAAUCAAAACGUGGAAAACAUCCCCGCCCUCCCGCUAGCGAAUCAUUUUUGUGUGUAGCAUUGUAUUUAAUACUUUCGAUAAUCAACGCUUUGCGGCUACAGUGUAGAUUCGUUAUUUAUUGUUUAAUUUUUGGUGCGCUAGUAAUGCAUUAGUGGUAGUGCAUGCUGUGGACACCUCAGGCAUUCCAGUACAAGUGGGUACGAUACGCUAUUUUUUCUCGCCCCUGAUUUACUUACCUACGAAACACGCCGUCUCUCAUACCUCGAUUUGCGUAGCAUUUAUGUAAAAAAACGGCAAACAAGCAAAAAAGAAGCAACCGAAAGCGCAUACUUCCCAUGUAUUGCCGAUGGAUGAUGCAAUCUGUGUUCUCGUAGAUGUAUGCCGCGUGUGUUAAUGGAUGUGCGUGUGAUAAUAAUCGAAAACAAGGGCAAGAAACAGUGAAUAAUGCGGCAGUAGGGAUAGUAGGGCUUCAAGCUUCAUCAUGUACCACUGUUUUCUACACUGCUUGCACGAUCUUGAGCGCAUCGAUAUAGAGAUUCUCUUUGUGUAGGAUGUUUCCUCUCCUGUAGAAUGAGCCUUUCUGCCGGGUAUAAUACACACAUAUAUAGCCCUUCUUGAUCGCAUUUAUUCGCGUCUUUCGUGGUUUUGUUGGGUCAGCAAGUUUAAAGCAUUUAUAAAGCUGACAGAGAAGGCACACAGAAACACACACACACACACACACAAACACAAGGUAUGUUUAAAAAGCCCUCUGACCGUUGUCCAUGAUAAUAAGCAAGAAUUGUCGAGCAAGAUAAAAAACAAACAAACAAACACGUGAGAAAUGUUAUUAUUUCAAAAAAUAUAUAUACACAUAUAUAUCUAUAUUCUAUUA